Arachis duranensis is the source of this 923-nucleotide messenger RNA. Its product is annotated as transcription factor bHLH133. The transcript has 4 exons. Bases 97 to 579 code for a protein of 160 amino acids. Gene Ontology annotation, biological process: regulation of transcription by RNA polymerase II. Gene Ontology annotation, molecular function: RNA polymerase II cis-regulatory region sequence-specific DNA binding; DNA-binding transcription factor activity, RNA polymerase II-specific; protein dimerization activity. Gene Ontology annotation, cellular component: nucleus. The record is from RefSeq and is a predicted model, not a curated record. Lineage: Eukaryota; Viridiplantae; Streptophyta; Magnoliopsida; Fabales; Fabaceae.
AAAAAAAAGAAAGAAAGAGAAAGCAAGUAAUUAUUGAGUUUGUUGAAGUGAUCCAAGAUGAUGAGUAACUAGUAUUUCAUUGAAUUGCAGCAAAAAAUGAUGGGUGGGAACCCUAACCCUAACUGGUGGAAUAUCCCUCAUCAUCAUCAUCAGUAUCUUGUUUGCAGCACUGGGGAAGAUGACUAUUCACACAUCAACAUUAACAUGAACUUGCUAGAUUUCACUUGUAGCAAGAAGCUACCACCAUCACCACCAGCAGUAUCCUACAAGUGUAAUAGUAGUAGAAUUAUUAGCACUAACAAGAACAAGAACAAGAAAGGUAGGGUUUCAAGCCAACAACAUCUCAUCAAGGUGAGAAAGGAGAAGCUUGGUGAUAGAAUCACAUCCCUUCAUCAACUUGUUUCUCCAUUUGGAAAGACUGACACAGCUUCCGUUCUAUUGGAAGCAAUUGGAUAUAUAGGAUUCCUUCACUCUCAAAUUCAGGCACUGACCUCUCCUUAUUUGGACAACACCAAUAAUCCACACUCUGUAACUUCAAACAGGAUGGAGAAGAUAGUAAGAAUCAGGAAAAGGACUUGAAGAGUAGAGGCUUGUGCUUGGUUCCAAUAUCAUGCACCCAACAUGUUGGAACUCAAGAUAAUCAUCAUGCUGCCGGUUACUGGCCAUCACCAUUUGCCACCGGAUCUUAAUCUCUUUUAAUUUGGAAUCCUUGUGGAAAAGAAAAGGUUGAUUGCUCAAGAUGCUACACAUAUGUCGUUCAUGAUUAUUAUUAUUGUUACGGGAUCGGAAUAUAUAAAACUAGCAAUGGAGUAAUCUCUCUAAUCUAGUUAGGAAUUCAAUAAUUGCAUAUUGAGUUCACUAUAUAUUUCUUUAAUUUGUUAUUCAAUGAUGAUAGUUUUAUUUUAUUUUAUUUUUCUUUUUCA